UGGAUAGUUUCCCAAUUGGAGAGCCGAGCCUGAUACAAUGGUGUAAAUUAAACAACACUGCCCCCUGGUGCAUUUUACAUGUACUUGCAGCUCGGACGAGCAAACUACUGUAAUAGGUGAACUACAAGUUUACCUACCGGACUAGAAAUGGAUUAAAAGCACAUCACCGGCUAAAGCCUCCGUGUGUGGAGUCCGGCUGCUGUGAAACAAAGGCCGACAGAAGGUGACGUGACGUCGCCUCACCUGUAGGCGGGGACAACAUUUUUUUUUUUCUUCAUUGUUUUCCCUCGCUUUUAGGGACGAAACGAGACAAGGAGUGUUGUUGUUGUUGUUGUUUUCUGAUUCUUCCAUCUCAGCAGGAGCACAAACAUGUCGGAUGCUUUAAACUCGCUCGUAACUCAGUCUUGCUUCAGCGUUUUACAGGACAGGCUGGAGAGAUGGCAAAGAGAGUAUCAUGUGAUUUCCUGUGACGAGAACAUGAAUCGGUGCUGUGAGAUGAUAGAAUUUACGGCCAAAAUCCAAGGGCAGCUUUUCGCUGUCCUUAACUCUGUGGCUGCUGAAGGUGAACACACAGACGGAGUGUCCACGCUUAAAACGCGCCUGCUUCCGUGGCUGGGGACUUGUUUCUCGCCAUUACAGCCCCCCGCCCACAAAGACAACAGUUUCAAUCUCUUGCAGGAUUUGGCAGAGAAGGAGCGUAAACUGACGGAGCUCAACAGCGGCAACACGAGCGACAUGCAGUGGGUGGAGUCGCAGCUGUGCUCCACUCGGCUGCAGCUGGACUCGGUCAAGGCGGAGCUGGAUGAUGCUCACAGGGAUCUGAACACGACAAAUAACAAAACUGCCAGCAACCUGCUGGAGGAUGAACUACUGCAACUGAAAGAAGACUUGAGAGGAGCACACUUACAAAAGGAUCUUUACAAGAAGAAGCUGGAUUCCUACCACGAUUACGAACGUCAGAUGUCGAAGUUGAGGGCCGAAGUCUCGUAUCGAAGCUCACAGAGACUGGCCAGAAGCAAUUCUGCGAGGACUCCGGCAGGGCCGCGGUACGCCUCCAGCCCCCUCGGGUCCGAGGCGACCCCCCGGUCCCAGCUCACCGGCUCGUCCCGGCUCACGCGCGUGGUGUCGCGCUUCAGCGAUCUGUACAACGUGGAGCGCAAAGAUGCGCAAUUCCAGCUUCAGGGCUUCAUAAAUGAUUUGGAGACGGUGCAGAGGAUCAUCUUCAUCGCCAUAGUUGAAUCCUUCAAGGCGGCUAAACUCGCGCACCGUCUCUUCAGGCUGCGCGCGCGCAAGACUCUGUCCGUGUGUCACUUCGGGCCUGAAAGCCUUGAGGACACCGUGGUGGACUACGUCGUCCGAAACCAGGACCUCUAUGACGUGCAGAACAGCGUUGACGAAGUGCUCAGCGCCAUGAACCUCAACCCUCGCAUCGCCUCCAUCCCGAAAGUCAACUUUUCCGUGGCCAGCCCCUUGAUUCGGGAAACGUGCAAGCUGGCCUUCACCAUGCAGACGCUGGACCCGCCCAUUGACUUGGCCUUCGCCAGCGAUGGGGAACUUUACAUCGGCAACAAGUACCGCCGCAGCCCCGAUUCGGACCUCUCCGCCGAGCUGGUCUUGUACCACGUGUGGCCCGCUCUGAUGCAGGGCGGCACCGUGCGCUGCAUGGGCGAAGUCGUGACCAAGAAAGGAGCUGUGUGGAAGAGAAGCGCAAUCAGCUACAUACGCUCCCGGUCUCUCAGUCCAACUCGCAAUCCCACGUUCAACGACGGGAUGAGCGCCUCGUCUCCGGACGCGAUCGCCUCCAGCUGCUUGUGAGCUGCUUGCGACGGGACGUAGAUCUACACCACGCGGAACACAAACCGGAUUGAACUGGUCUGUUUACACCUGCGCUCACGCAUCAGUUUGACGAGAGUCCGAAGUAGCCUAGUACGUGGACCUUAAGCUGGAUAUCAAAGAUACCAUGUGAUCGCUCAAACGGGCUUCCAGAAGUACUUCAACUCCGCCAGUAUCACAGUGACUGAUUGAUAUCCAGUAGUAUCGUAUUUUCUCUCCAUCAUUGCUUUGAUGCAAAGCGCUUUUUUACUACCCGAGUAGGAAAUAAAUCGCUUGUGCAUUAACAUGUCAUUUCUGAAACUACUGCCUUUAUCGCCAUGUCGGUUUGCCGUCAAGCUACAGCAGAUGGCUUGAACGUACGACUACUGUAGCACUUGUUUGGGUGCUUUUAAGUGUUUGUGUAGCAAUACUUUUUUUUUUACAUUUACAUCCUUACAUCAUACAUUUUUUUUAUUUUUUUUUUACAAUUUGUUUAUUGAGCCAAUUAUUUUACACUAAAACAAAUGUCACAAAAAGUAUUACGAGUAGUAUUGAAUUGUUCUGUCUGUCGCUAUAUGUCACUGGCAUAGGUUUGUUGUCAAUAAAUAAUAUAUUUCUUGGAUAAGGAAUCACCGUUUUACAUGAUAUUAAAGAUUGUUUUAACAACA
Messenger RNA from Phyllopteryx taeniolatus (common seadragon), 2480 nucleotides. It is a transcript of the gene spata18, whose product is annotated as spermatogenesis associated 18. Gene Ontology annotation, cellular component: mitochondrial outer membrane. The transcript is spliced from 12 exons. Bases 370 to 1815 code for a protein of 481 amino acids. Gene Ontology annotation, biological process: mitochondrial protein catabolic process; mitophagy by internal vacuole formation. NCBI's taxonomy places the organism in Eukaryota, Metazoa, Chordata, Actinopteri, Syngnathiformes, Syngnathidae. The record is from RefSeq and is a predicted model, not a curated record.